This is a messenger RNA of Sus scrofa (pig), 4376 nucleotides long. RefSeq names its product RAB23, member RAS oncogene family (gene RAB23). NCBI's taxonomy places the organism in Eukaryota, Metazoa, Chordata, Mammalia, Artiodactyla, Suidae. Gene Ontology annotation, molecular function: GTP binding; GTPase activity. The record is from RefSeq and is a predicted model, not a curated record.
CCGCGCAUGCUCCGAGCGGCGCGCGGCCGCGGGUGCGGGGAGCGCGGUCUCCCGCGCGCGACCCUCCCGGCGGGGCUGCUGCCGAGCCGCUCUUUCGGAGCCGCGCUGCAAUAAAGUUGGUUGAGAAAAUCACAGUCCUUCUCAAAAGAGUGAAAGAGGGCGCGAGCCCGCCGGGGGCCCGCUGGGGAGCCGGGCGGCGGCGGCAGCGGUUGCGCCGCGACCAGGAGGAGCUGUCGCGCCUGGCGCGGGCGGCGGGGACGAUUUGAGAGAGAAGAUCUGGUCACCUGGCAUUAAAGCUCACCUCCAAAAAUGUUGGAGGAAGAUAUGGAAGUGGCCAUCAAGAUGGUGGUGGUAGGGAACGGCGCCGUUGGAAAAUCAAGUAUGAUUCAGCGGUAUUGCAAAGGCAUUUUUACAAAAGACUACAAGAAAACCAUUGGAGUUGAUUUUUUGGAGCGACAAAUCCAAGUUCACGACGAGGAUGUCAGGCUGAUGCUAUGGGACACGGCAGGUCAGGAGGAGUUUGACGCGAUAACGAAGGCCUACUAUCGAGGAGCCCAGGCUUGUGUCCUGGUAUUUUCUACUACAGACAGGGAGUCUUUUGAAGCGAUUUCCAGUUGGAGAGAGAAGGUGGUGGCUGAGGUUGGAGAUGUUCCAACUGUACUGGUGCAAAACAAGAUCGAUCUCCUGGAUGACUCCUGCAUAAAGAACGAGGAAGCUGAGGCUCUGGCAAAGAAGUUGAAGCUGCGAUUCUACAGGACUUCAGUGAAGGAAGAUCUCAAUGUGAACGAAGUUUUUAAAUAUUUGGCUGAAAAAUAUCUUCAAAAACUUAAACAACAAAUAGCCGAGGAUCCGGAAUCAAUGCAUUCAAGUAGUAACAAAAUUGGUGUCUUCAGCACAUCGGCUGGAAGUCACUUGGGUCGGAAUUCUAGUGCCCUUAACGGUGGGGAUGUCAUCAACCUCAGACCCAACAGACAGAGGACCAAGAAGAACAGAAACCCUUUUAGCAGCUGUAGCAUACCCUAAAGCACCUUGGGGAGGAAGAGGUGCCCUCAUGCUGUGCGGUGAGACAUACAUGCAGCUGUCAGGGUAUGUGACAUGAUGCCCAGCAGACUUUGCACCUAAAGGCCCUCUGAGCGUUGACAGACCUAAAUAUCGUUCUGCAGUGCUUUUCAGAACAGAGCGAGAUCUUUGGUGGAAAAAUUACUGCCCUGUGGACUCCUUUUAACUUUUUUACAUUAGACGAAGCGUCUCCUGUUUUUGAAGGAAUGCUGUAAGAAAUAUCAAAAACAGGGGUUCUGCCGAAUUUUAAAUGCUGGAAAACUUAAAUGCCUAAACACAUUUGUACAGAUUUUAAUACCAUGAGUCAAGAAAAAUAGCAAGCGUUAUUUCUUUGAAAUUGGUCAUCUAGCUUUUCUGGAAAAUAGUACUGAAUCUGAAUACUUAGAAUAAUAAUAUUGGAAGGUGAACCCUCAUCUUCCAGCCUGCAGUAGUGCGGACUUGUGCAAUAUCUGUAGAAUGUAGAGGGUGGAGGCACUCACGCAGAGACCCAGUACUCACGGACCCUGAAGGCAUGUGCAGUGUUUAAGGAGAUUGUUUUUUUUUUUUUGGCCUUACCUGCGGAAGUUCUCGGGCCAGUGACAACAGCAGAUCCUUAACCCACUGAGCCACCAGGGAACUCCUUCCUAUACAGUGUUUAAGGAAACGCAGAAUCUAACUCAUUCAUUCAUAAACCCAUUUACACAUCACAUAUAUGCUCUGAGUUUUUAUUUUCAAAUUAAGAGAUUCCACAGAUAUUUUGCAAAAAGAGCUUGGAUUUAAAAAGUGCUUUGUGCCAAAAAUAUCAUACUUAAUUCUCAGUGCUCUUCCAGAAGUUAUACUGCUUAUAAUCUCUGUUAAAAGCAGGUUUCCUCUCUGACAGGGUAGAUGAAAGAGGAAAUGUCUUAGUGCUGGGACACCUCCCAGGGGGACUUGCUGCAGAAUCUGCCGUCCAUCCUCACGCGUGGCGGCCCAAGCUGGCGGGCCCUUUGGGAGAGACCAGCACCCACAGGGCUCCCAGUCCUGCAAGGUGCGGCCUCGCCCAGUACCUUUUGCUGCUGACAAUGCAAUUUUGAACUUUGAGGAUUAUGCUAACCAUUUUUUUAAAUACACAAGAGAUGAUCUUUUGUCUUAACCCACACUAUGGAUUUUAUAACACCCUGCAACUCUAAAGCAUCUUUUUGUUUACACAUUUUGUAUGGUGUUUUAUCAUUUAAAGAUUUCUCUAACCUUCAGUUUGUAUAGCACUUUCUCAAGAACUCUGUCAGCACCAAAUACAAAAUAAUUUCUUUUUAAGAAGAGAUUUUAACAUGUAAUUAUGUGGCAGAGUAUAAGUUUUGUGACUUGGGACAGUUGCUUUCCAACUAAGAUAAUUAAUUGCAUGGACUCUGUUAAAACUGAUUAUCAUUCAUAAUGACAUAUUUUUAACCCCUAGCAAUGUGCCUGGGUUUUACAGGAUUUUAAGAUAUGUAAAAACAGCUUUUCUUUGAAGAUGUGUCAUGCAGUCAUUUUUCAUUAUUUGUACUAAAUGAGUAAUGUUUUCUAUAUUCCUUUUGUAUGUUUUUUUCUCUCUUUUUUUAAGUCUUCCGUCUGCACCACCCUCAGCCCCUGUCCAGAUUAAUGUUGGGAACAUGAUAGAAUUUUCUAGGGCAUGUCUUAAAGUGGUCAGGAGUGAAUGUUGCUUUUCAUAAUAUUGAAAUAUUCUGGCAUUAUCUAUUGCAAAGUAAUAUGAAAUGUUUAUUUUUGCGUCACCAGUGGUCACCACUCCCAUUGCUGGCGGUGGGGUGGGUGCUGUGGAGAACUGAUCCUCACAACGGGUACCCGCUAGUGGCUCAUCUUCCCCUUUCUACUCCGGAAAUACAGUCUCUUUAAUUUUUGCACAAAAUAUAUUUUGUAGCAAAUAGUCUUUAGAGCAGAGAAAUCACGUAAUGUAAAAUGUUGUAGUUCUAUUUCACAUUAAGUGUGUGUGGGUAAAGUUUAUUUUUCUAUAUAAAAAGUAUAAUCUCUGAUGAUGGUUGCAGCUCCCCUGCUAUUUGUAAUAUAAUUUUAUGUAGUUUUGGGUUUUUUUGGUUUUUAUGAGAACUCAAGAGAUCUUUGUUACACAUUUGAAUUUUUAAUUUGCACUUUUAUAUUUUAAACAUAACCAUAAUUAGUCAUUUAAAAUAAUUAAGUAGGCCUGCAAAUCAGCCACAAGUGAUAGGUUGAACCCUUUCUCAAUUUAAUUAGUUCUAAAACCUUCCAAAAUGACAUUAAAUUUGGCCCCCGAGACCCUUAGUUCUUUUAAAUAACUUAAUCUGUAAUGAACCGCGGAGGCUGGCGCGCUCUUGUGUGAGGCUCUGGGCCGGGUGCACUUGUGCUCUUGGACGCGUCUGUCGCCUUCGGCUGGGCUGUCACUGCUGUGUUGCAGCGUCCCUCUCCUCCAUCCGUCUGCCUGUCCAAUUUAGGGCGCACAGGGCAGGCCACGUCUGGCAGCAUAACUCACUAAAGCCGGGCUAAGCGCUUUCCCCGUUAACGGCCCAAAGUUGGCGGCACUUUUUGUGUCCUUCUUCAGCACAGAGGGACACAACCGCCCCUGAAAGGAGGGCCAGUCCUCACCAGGGACUGGAGUCCAGGGGGCCUGGGGUCCCCGAAGCUGGUGGCGUGGAGCUCGGGAGAACUGGGGGUGGUGGGGCAUGGGUCUCUCCUGCCAACCUUGGGACGAGGAACUGGCCUCUGGACCUGACUGCGGGCGGGAAGGGAAGGGCACCCCGUCCGGGCACAACACCGCCAGCCGCUCGCAUCCCUCUCGACCCGCUCCUGCGUCCUGAGUGGAUCUGCUUCUCUGAACACCGCGUGAACUGACACGCCACAGCCACCAGUGGGACAGGCAGAUGUAGACUUUCAUUCGUUGUGAACAUCAUGAGCUUUCUUGUCACUCUAGGUUUUCACCCUAAAACAUGUAAACCUGAUACACAAGUGAACUUACUUGCUAAAAGAAAAUGCACCCACAGUGGGCAAUGAAAUACCGUCACUGACACCCAGGUAACGGGGUGAGGGGCUGUGAGGCCCUACCAGGGACUAGUGCUCCUGCCUUUUCUCUCGACAUACCUGUACUAAGUUGGUAAAUGGGCUUUUAAAACUAAAAACUUGGGAUCAAAAGGAAAACUGAUCCCUUCUAUACUGUCGUUAUUACUAAACGAUGCCUUUGUCAAUAUGAAUGGAAAACCACUUGGAUGUAUUGUUAUUGGGAUGUAUUGGUAUUAAAUUAAGCCCCUUACACCUAAUUUAAAAUAUGCUACCUAAUAAAAAUUCCAUGAAAGAUGAACUCCAGUAAGCAAAAAAUAAAUGUCUCAACGCUAGAA